UGACGUCAUCAGCAAGUAGAAAGACUCGGCGCAUCAACUGCUCGCUGCACGCUGCUGCAAGUCUGCCGCUGACCUCUGUGCAUCCCAGGACCACCCGUCAGCCUUUCGUGCUGCUCUUUUGACGGAAUUAACACCAUGGGCAGACUGGACGCCUUCCGCCAGUUGAAUUUACUCAAGUGGCUCAGAGAGGAAAGGCAGUCGAGGAAACUUAUUCUCUUUAUUGUUUUUGUGGCUCUGCUCUUGGACAACAUGCUGUUGACCGUGGUCGUACCCAUCAUCCCCAGCUACCUGUACAACCUGGAUGAAUCCACGGGUCAGGCAUUGAACAGCACCUUAUCACAGCAACAUACCACUCCAGGAGCCUUUGACAGGAUCGUGUCUUUAUACGACAACACAGUGAGGUUGUCAGGCUCCAACGCCACAGCCAGGUCGACUGACGUGCUCGUGCCGACACCCACCAUUGCCACAGCUGCUAUCCAACUGCCACAGAACUCCUCCGAUUGCCCGCACUCAACCAGUAAACUGAUCAACGAGAAUGUCAAAGUGGGGAUGUUGUUUGCCUCCAAGGCCACUGUGCAGCUGCUGACUAACCCCUUCAUAGGACCACUCACCAACAGGAUUGGAUACCAGCUCCCCAUAUUCAUUGGCUUCUGUAUCAUGUUCAUCUCUACAAUUAUGUUCGCCUUUUCAUCGAGCUACGCUCUGCUGUUUCUGGCCAGAUCACUUCAAGGUGUGGGGUCCUCCUGCUCAUCUGUUGCUGGGAUGGGAAUGCUUGCAAGUGUAUACACAGAUGAUGAGGAGAGAGGACAUGCUAUAGGGAUUGCCCUUGGGGGUCUGGCAAUGGGAGUUUUAGUUGGACCCCCAUUUGGUAGUGUCAUGUAUGAGUUCGUUGGAAAAACUGCUCCAUUCCUCAUUCUGGCGUUUCUGGCUCUGUUUGAUGGAGCUUUACAGCUUUUUAUACUCCAACCCACCAAAGUAGAACCAGAGACUCAGAAGGGGACACCACUUUUAACCCUCAUGAGAGAUCCAUACAUUGUUAUUGCUGCUGGUGCUAUUUGUUUUGGAAAUAUGGCCAUCGCCAUGCUCGAGCCAACACUGCCAAUCUGGAUGAUGGAGACCAUGUGUGCCAGGAAAUGGCAGCUAGGAGUCGCUUUCCUACCAGCAUCCAUCUCCUACCUUAUUGGAACCUACAUAUUUGGUACACUGGCGCACAAGAUGGGGAGAUGGCUUUGUGCCCUGAUUGGAAUGGUGGUGGUUGGAAUCUGUGUAAUAGGGGUUCCAUUUGCAAGAGAUAUCUAUGGUCUCAUUCUCCCAAACUUCGGGGUUGGUUUUGCCAUUGGUAUGGUGGAUUCUUCUAUGAUGCCUAUAAUGGGAUACUUGGUUGACUUGCGGCAUGUGUCAGUUUAUGGAAGUGUGUACGCCAUAGCUGAUGUGGCUUUUUGCAUGGGGUUUGCGCUCGGCCCAUCCAUCGGAGGCUCCAUAGCUGAAAGUAUUGGCUUCCCAUGGUUGAUGACCAUUAUCGGAAUAGUGGACAUUUUAUUUGCCCCCCUUUGCCUCUUCCUCAGGAACCCACCUGGACAAGAGGAAAAAAUUGCUAUUUUGAUGGACACCAACUGUUCAAUGAAGACAAGAUCCUACUCCACGCAGGGAAAUUACUAUCAAGGUGAAAACAUGGAUCACGAUUAUGAUGAUUAUGACUAAGUCAACUCAGCCACGAAGGAUACCAUGAAGAAGGGUUCAGAGGAUAUAUUUUCUUGUAUAAAACUAAGGAACACAGAAAAAAACACCAAGAAAACCAAGCAGCCAAGAUGUUUUGUAUGUGAAAUUCUUGGCUUCCGACUACUCUGUCCAUUGUCUUAUUAGCGCUUGUACCAAGGCGAACCAAAAUGAAUCUGGAUCUUUGUUUGCAAGCAUACCAUGUCAGAGCCAAGAGCCCUAUUUGCUAUAGACCGCCAUUUUUUUUUCUUCAAAAAGCACUUUUGUAGACAGUAGAAGGGUGCUGAACAAAAUGUUUACUAAUUAUUUCAAAUAGUCACCAAAUUCCUGUCUGUUUGAUGUAAUGCAAAAUACUUUUUUUGUCCCGUGUUUCCAAUACUGCAUGUAAUGUUUUUCCCUCUGGCCUACGUUGCUUAAAAUUGUGGAUGAUUGCGUCAGUGACAGUUAUAUGACCUACUUAUUGAGUGGGAGUCAAACCCAAGACGUGCUGGAUUUGUUAUUGUUUGAAUUAUAAUUGUGUGUUCAGAUAGAACAUGAGAAAUAAA
Messenger RNA from Syngnathoides biaculeatus (alligator pipefish), 2261 nucleotides. RefSeq names its product solute carrier family 18 member 2 (gene slc18a2). The transcript has 16 exons. Gene Ontology annotation, molecular function: serotonin:sodium:chloride symporter activity; xenobiotic transmembrane transporter activity. NCBI's taxonomy places the organism in Eukaryota, Metazoa, Chordata, Actinopteri, Syngnathiformes, Syngnathidae. The record is from RefSeq and is a predicted model, not a curated record. Gene Ontology annotation, biological process: transmembrane transport; aminergic neurotransmitter loading into synaptic vesicle; xenobiotic transport. Gene Ontology annotation, cellular component: synaptic vesicle membrane; terminal bouton. Bases 136 to 1701 code for a protein of 521 amino acids.